Mauremys mutica (yellowpond turtle) is the source of this 1916-nucleotide messenger RNA. Its product is annotated as ATP-sensitive inward rectifier potassium channel 12. The record is from RefSeq and is a predicted model, not a curated record. NCBI's taxonomy places the organism in Eukaryota, Metazoa, Chordata, Testudines, Geoemydidae. Gene Ontology annotation, molecular function: inward rectifier potassium channel activity. Gene Ontology annotation, biological process: regulation of monoatomic ion transmembrane transport; potassium ion import across plasma membrane. Bases 6 to 1319 code for a protein of 437 amino acids. Gene Ontology annotation, cellular component: plasma membrane. The transcript has a single exon.
UCUACAUGCUUGACUCAGGGAUGAGCACAGGCAGAGUCAACGCAUACAGCAUAGUAUCCUCUGAGGAAGACGGGCUGAGGUUGACCACCAUGCCAGGACUCAACGGCUUUGGGAACGGUAAGAUCCACACCAGAAGGAAAUGCCGAAACAGGUUCGUGAAGAAGAAUGGCCAGUGCAAUGUCGAGUUCACCAACAUGGAUGACAAGCCUCAAAGAUACAUCGCGGACAUGUUCACGACAUGCGUCGACAUCCGCUGGAGGUACAUGUUGUUGCUCUUCUCCCUGGCCUUUCUGGUGUCCUGGUUAUUAUUUGGGCUGAUUUUCUGGCUCAUUGCACUUGUCCAUGGAGACCUAGAAAACCCAGCCGGGGAUGACAACUUCAAGCCUUGCGUUCUUCAUGUGAACGGCUUUGGGGCUGCUUUUCUGUUCUCCAUUGAAACCCAAACGACGAUCGGCUAUGGAUUCCGCUGCGUGACAGAGGAGUGCCCGCUAGCCGUCUUCAUGGUGGUGGUGCAAUCCAUUGUGGGGUGUAUAAUCGACUCCUUCAUGAUUGGGGCAAUCAUGGCAAAGAUGGCCAGGCCCAAGAAAAGGGCCCAAACGUUACUUUUCAGCCAUAACGCUGUCGUGGCCAUGAGAGAUGGGAAGCUCUGCCUGAUGUGGAGAGUUGGGAACCUUCGAAAAAGCCACAUUGUGGAAGCCCACGUGAGAGCUCAGUUAAUUAAGCCUCGAAUCACCGAGGAGGGGGAGUAUAUCCCCCUCGAUCAAAUAGACAUUGACGUUGGGUUUGACAAAGGCUUGGACCGUAUUUUCUUGGUGUCACCAAUCACUAUUCUUCAUGAGAUCAAUGAGGAAAGCCCGCUGUUUGGAAUUAGCCACCAGGACCUGGAAACAGAUGACUUUGAAAUUGUGGUGAUCCUUGAAGGGAUGGUAGAAGCCACAGCCAUGACGACACAAGCUCGGAGCUCCUACCUGGCCAGCGAGAUCCUUUGGGGUCACCGCUUUGAGCCCGUCCUGUUUGAGGAGAAAAACCAGUACAAAGUAGACUACUCGCACUUCCACAAAACCUAUGAGGUGCCGUCAACUCCGCGGUGCAGUGCUAAGGACUUAGUGGAGAACAAAUUCCUGCUCCCUAGCACCAACUCCUUCUGCUACGAGAAUGAACUUGCCUUCAUGAGCCGUGAUGAGGAGGAGGAGGAGGAAGAGGACGAUGACAGCAGGGGUCUGGAUGACCUGAACCCGGACAACAGGCAUGAAUUUGACCGGCUUCAGGCCACAAUAGCACUGGAUCAGAGGUCCUAUAGAAGGGAGUCUGAAAUAUGACCCAGGGCCCCUUCGCUAACUGUUCUGAGGUUAUUUUUCCUCUCAUCUCUUCCCCUACCACCUGCUCAAAUUAUGCAGAACAAUGCAAGUGCCAUAGGAAUGCUUGAGAAAUUAGUAUUGUUUGUAGUUUUAAGUUUCAUUGCAAUAACCACUGAACGGUCUGUGAUAGGAAACCACAGCAGGCCACAGAGUGUUUUGAACUUCCGGUGUUGAUAAAGUUAUUAGAAAAUGUACUGGAAGCAGAUUCAAUAUGGCGGCACAGCUAAGGGAGAACACCGGGGGCGGGCUAUGCAGGAGUAUCGUCUUUGCACGCAGAGAGCUGGUGAUUUUGUCUUCUUUCACUCUGUGAAAAUGAAAGCAUUUUCAUGGAGCUGAGCUCUGCGAGGUUCGAAAGGAGGAAAUAUCAGGAAACAAAUCCUUUCUUUGUUUUUUUUUUUUUAACUGAUCACAAAAAUUAUAUAUAUAUUUCUGGCAGGAGAUGUGAUUCAGUUGCACAAGAACGACACUUGAAAACAUGUAACGUAACGUCCUCCUUUUUUAAUUUGGGGGAAGGGAAAUGAGGUUUUAAUUUGUCAACAUUGUGCUCGGGAGACUGUU